CAUAGCGCCAAUAAAAGUUAACCAAAUAAUAAGAAUGAACAAUUCAUUGAAAAUGGGGGCAAGGGUGGGGAUUUGCUAGACACGAGUAUUCUGAACGAAAAUAUAAGUUCAUUCCGCAGUAGUCGUACAUCUAGCAACACAGUCUUAAAAGUGUUAGGAUGGAAUGUCGUUGAUAUAAACCCUUUCGAUACUAACAGGUUAAAUUAGUUCAAAUGUGAUUAAACAACAUGGACAGAAACGGAGCGUUAACUGCUAAAGCACUUGCAGAAAUUGCGUGAAAAAUAAAUAAGUAUGGGUUGACUGACGAUUCGGAUGUUGAAGAACCUUUUCAAGACUAGGGUUCCGAGUAUAAGUUAGAAUCGGAUAUUUCAUCUGAACGUGAUCUGGAGCUUCCUGCCCGUCGUACUACACGUAAACGCAAAAGGAACAACCAACAGAAAGCUAAAAACGAUUUGCCUGAUAAUGAAAUUCUUAGCGUAGAUCCUUAUUUAGCGUCAGAUCUUGACGAGAUUGAGGUAGAGCCUAACCCCAUUAGUAAAAAUAUUCUCUGGAGCACUAGUGGAUCUUCAUUUAUUUCUUCAAAGCGUGUACCUACCGCGAAUGUACACGUAUUUUACAUGCAGAUAUUACUCAUACAUCAUCUGAACUCGAGUGAAAUUAGUUCCCAGAGGUUUGUUUAUUUUUAUGGCUGAAUGUACUAACGAAAGGCUAAGCAUCUUACAAGAGAAGACAAAAAAGCAAUAUCUUCCC
This is a messenger RNA of Acanthoscelides obtectus, 750 nucleotides long. The record is from the annotation of a GenBank genome assembly. NCBI's taxonomy places the organism in Eukaryota, Metazoa, Arthropoda, Insecta, Coleoptera, Chrysomelidae.